AUGAACGGUGAUUCUCUCCUCUCAUUGAAUUUCGUGUUAACUAACUCAACUACAGGACCACCGCCCCCAAUUAACUAUGCCACCCAUCCGAGACGUGGCAAACAAAAGCCUGCUGCAAGUUUGACCCCAUUGCAUGGCGCUGUGCUUUCUCAACAAGACGGACGGGCUGACAUUUCCCCAUCCAAACAGGAUGGUCGAGGUGAUGCUCAGCGUGGCCAACAAAAUCCUGCUGCAGAUUUGACCCCAUCGUGUCCCGUUUUCACCAACAGCGCCGUGCUCUCUCAACAGGACGGAUGGGCGGAUGUCUCCCCAUCCAAACAGGAUGGUCGAGGUGAUGCUCAGCAGGACCGUUUGGCCGACACCCCCAACAUUAUCGACAUUCGGCACACUGGUUCCCCUCCUUAUCGGCAAGAUCGCUUCCCUGGUUCUCCCAAUGGGCCAUCUACGCCUCGAACCCCUCACCCCUCGCCUCGCAGGCAGCAGCACAAUGGUUCAUCUCCGUAUCAGCAAGAUCGAUUGGACGAUUUUGGCACCACCACCCUGACACGUUCUUUUAAUUCUCCCUUUGAACCGUACAACUUCCCUGGUACUCCCGAUGGGCCGCCUACUCCUCGAACUCCUCACUCUUCGCCUCGCAAGACCAGAUUUUACUCUGUUGUUGUCGGAAGACGAUGUGGAGUGUUUGAAAGUUGGGCAUACGUUCAUGCCUUGACCUCUGGUAUUCCCGGAAAUUGUCAGCGUGGCUUCAAGACUGCAGAGGCAGCCCUCCAGGAUUAUCAUGAGGCGAAGAGGUUGGGUUUGGUCAAACAUUGUUAUUCCGUUAACGCUCUAGUUGAAUUACAUGCAUGGACACUGCGAGCGCAGGCUGUUCGCAAAAAUGUAUUCAAUUAUUCUACAAGUUGUGGUACCGACUGCCAAUCUUCAACUUGGUCACUCUAUAAUGAGGAGCGCAGGCUGUUCGCAAAAAUAUCAGUGCAUGUCAUUGUCGUUAAGCAUGUAGAUAUUUUUGCUAUCUUACUCAAAGUUCAAGCGGUAGAUCACCAACUUUCCAUUACCAAUGGUAUCAGCCUCAGCGAUCCUGAUAGUUACAUGUUCAGCUUGGAGAAUUUGAAGACUACUACUUUACACUCCCACUGCUUGUCCGACGGACUUUCAUCGGACCCUGCCAUUUCCGAUGGACUCAGCGGACAGUCCAUUGGAAGUCCGUCGGAGUCCAUUGGAAAUGGUUGGAUUCCGCUGCUAGUCCAGGCAAAGUCCAGUGAAAGUCUGCUCAAGCCACUUAGAAGCAAGAAAUGGUUGGACUGGCCGGAUUUUGUGUCCAUUGGACGUCCGCUGGACUUCCGCUGGAUUUCCGAUGGACAGAGGCAGAAACCAGUAAUACUUGCUAAGUCAUCAGUUUGCUGGACUUCUGCUGGACUUCCGAGGGACUUCCGAUGGACUUCUAAGCAAAAAAGUGGGGUUUGA
Laccaria bicolor S238N-H82 is the source of this 1464-nucleotide messenger RNA. RefSeq lists its product as uncharacterized. NCBI's taxonomy places the organism in Eukaryota, Fungi, Basidiomycota, Agaricomycetes, Agaricales, Hydnangiaceae. The transcript is spliced from 10 exons. Bases 1 to 1464 code for a protein of 487 amino acids. The record is from RefSeq and is a predicted model, not a curated record.